AUGAACUCCAGAGGCCUGAGUGCCAUGCCAGAGGGGUCACAACCUGUUCUCCACCAGGGCCCAAUGGGGGAAGAAUAUUUUCGGUUACCCUCGCCCCUCUCCUCUGGAGAACAUGAACAAACAAAUGUGGACUUGGGUCAAGACUGUUACAACCAACUAUGUGCAGAGCCAUCAGAUGGAGAGGGUGAACGUCCAGUAAGUCUAGUGUCCACCUUGUCUUCUGGAUCGUCCCGUGACAGUCACAGCCUUUUCGGGAGCACAGUGACCCUUCCUUCCUCCUGCACACCACCCAUACCGAGUGAGGAGGACAUCAACCUGGAACUGAGUCCAGCUGAAUGCGCUGCAGAGCAGACAAGGGCCCAGAGUCCUGGCCUCGCAGGAUCCAGCGAACUAUCAAAGCCGCACCUGAUCAGCAACCAGUGGAAUAACAACAACGCCAGAUCCAAUAGGCAGGCACGCGCACCGAUCCUUCACAUACCUGCUUCGCCUGUCAUCACUGAAACAAUGGCACCCAACCCAAAACUGACCCACGUUGACAGAGUUGUCAUGGAGAUCAUUGAGACGGAGCGCAUGUACGUCAAGGAUCUGCGCAGCAUUGUUGAGGACUAUUUGGCUCACAUUAUUGAUAUGAACAACCUUCCCAUACGUCCAGAGAAUGUGUGUGCUCUUUUUGGAAAUAUUGAAGACAUCUAUGAAUUCAACAGUGAGCUGUUGCAGUCUUUGGACAUGUGUGAUAACGACCCUGUUGCUGUCGCCCAAUGCUUUGUAGAUAAGAGUGAAUAUUUUGAAAUCUACACCCAAUAUUGCAACAACUAUCCAAAUUCAGUAGCAGCACUAACUGACUGCAUGAGGAAUAAAACCUUGGCAAAGUUCUUCAAGGAUCGUCAGGCUGCUCUGAAGCGUUCCCUCCCUUUGGGUUCUUUCCUCCUCAAGCCAGUGCAGAGGAUCCUUAAAUAUCACCUGCUGCUCCAGGAAAUUGCAAAGCACUUUGGCCCAGACGAAGACGGUUAUGAGGUGGUCCAGGAAGCUAUAGACACCAUGACGGGGGUGGCCUGGUACAUCAACGACAUGAAGAGGAAACACGAACACGCUGUUAGAGUGCAGGAGAUCCAGUCCCUUUUGAUCAACUGGAAGGGUCCUGAUCUGACGACUUAUGGUGAGCUUGUGUUGGAGGGGACCUUUCACGUCCUGCGGGCCAAGAACAGUCGGACACUCUUCCUGUUUGACAAGAUGCUGCUCAUUACCAAAAGACGAGGAGAGCACUACGUCUACAAGACUCAUAUAUCGUGCUCCACCUUGAUGCUACUUGACAGUGCGAAAGACCCCUUGCUCUUCAGUGUUAUCCAUUUCAAACAUCCCAAGCAGCCCCACACAGUGCAGGCCAAAUCUGUAGAAGAGAAGCGUCUUUGGGCUCAUCACAUCAAGAGGCUUAUUCUCGAGAACCACAACGCCAUUGUUCCGCCAAAGGCAAAAGAAACUAUCGUUGACAAUUCAGAUUGUGUUGGAAAGUACCACUGUAGUCCAGAGAGGGUGAAGAGAGCAGAUUCCGAUCAUUCGGAUGACAUUCAUCUUGCAGGAUGGAACGUGAGGAGGAGAUCGGAACCUUCUAAACAAAUCAUAAAAAGUACAAAAGAUGUUCUAAAGCAUGCAGAAAGUGAAGGCAACCUGUUAGGGGACAGGCACCAACCUCAGCCCGUUCCAAGCAUCAGGACACAGGCCGGCAGUGUAUGCGAGCCCCAAGACGAGACGUCCGCAACUGAGGAAGCUCUGCUGCAGCUAAGUUCUACUCCAACAAAGCUGAGCUCCUCGAAGACAGGACAGGAAAAACAGGAGGAUGAGGAGGGAGAAAGUUACAAGGAGGAUUUACUGAUUGGGGACGACCAGGUAGCCGACUUUGCCAGCUCCGUGCUGGCCGCCAUCUCCUGCUGGCACUAUAGAGCCAGGGCUUUGCUUUCUUCUCACUUCACAACGGAUGAUGCCGUCGGUGAUGCCGCUCAUUUGACCGACAAGCUAGGAAAGCAGACUCCCAAAACUCUUGGCCUUGAAGAAAAACAGACAGAUAUAAAGGAGACUAAAUGGAUCCAUUUGGAUGAGACGCGCCUUUCAGACAGCGCCCCUCAAGUGGAGAACAUCCAUCAAUGUCCCGAGUCGGCCCAAGAGGCCAUCACGGUGGAGUCUGUGGAGACUUCUCGCGAAACUGGCGAGGAAGAGGGAGGAAGCGACUCAUCAGGCCUUCAAGUGGAGGAAAACAGCGCGUUGAUGAGUAGUGAGCUCUCUGAAGAGGAGGACGAUGAUGACGCCGCGAGGAGGAAGUGCAUCCUACCGUGCUCCGUGUUGGACCAGGCCAGCGUCAUCGCUGAACACUUGAUCACGGGCCUGGUCCCUGAGGAUCUGGGCUUGCUGGCCUGCUCCUCACCUUUGACCUGUAAUGAAGGAUCCACAAGCCCCUCCACCUGUGCAAACUGGCAAGAAAAAGAGCCCAAAAUGUCUCCCGCUGAGCCAACUUCUGAACCACAGUUGAUCUCUGAGGCCAAUUUGCCUGUGCGGGAAUCUGCCCUCGCUGAGAGUGAGCAUCGUUCCACCCUCUCGAAGCGGGAUCUCCUACUAAUCAAUAAGAUCAGGAGGUACUAUGAGCACGCCGAGCACCAAGACGCCAACUUCAGCAUCAAGCGCAGAGAAAGUCUCUCUUACAUCCCUGCAGGUCUAGUGAGGCAACUGAGCCGACAGCUAAACAAUAUUCCAGACCGGCAGGAGGUCCCGGUCCACAGGAAAGUCCUCUCCCGUUGCAGGCCUACUUCCUGGUCCGUGUUCGAUCUUCCGGGUUUAGAAAAGAGUCCAAAAACCGACACUGAAUCACAGAGAUCUGAGGAAGUAAAGGCUAGAUCUCUAAGUGUCACAGAUUCUUCAACCACCGAUGAAGACUUCCGACCAUCAUCAGAAAUGCUCAAAGUCUGGCAAAGCAUGGAAUCCGAGGAAGACGACCAGCAGAUCGAUGGGGAUAAGCAGUCACACUUUGAAUAUUUGGACUCCUCAGAGCAUAAACUCACAAAGCAAACAUCGCUGAUUGUAGAAGAGAGUGAAACAAGUCCUUCGUCGGAGGGUUCGAAUGUUUUAGAGGAACAACACUCCAAGCGGCCUAAACCCUCUGCGAUUCACAGGAAGAACUCUGUUCAACGUUCCAGGAUUAUUAGCUUCAGAAGCAGUGUGGACGAAGACCAGAUCCUGCAGGACAUGGGAAAGAUGAAGAACAAGGUCUUCCAGUUGGCUCGGCAGUACAGCCAGCGCAUUAAAAAUAACCGACCGGCGGUCUGGCAAAGGAACCGGGAAGGGUUCAAGAACAUGCCUGCUGUCCUAGAGGAGAAGCUUAAGAAAAAAGGUAAACCCAACCUGAGACUGCCCUUGAAUGCUUGUGAACAGAUGGUCAUCCAUGAGGUGAGUACACCAAGUCCAGUACAGACUCCGAGUUCAGCAGCCAGCUCCCUCAGCACAGUGACCGACCCGCAAAGCCCUGAGUCGGAGAACUUCCACUGGCCUGACGUACAAGAACUGCGCUCCAAAUACAACCCCAGCAUCCCCGACAUAGACUCCUCAAAAGGGACACCGGAAUGUUCUCCAGCCAGCUGCAACGGCUGUUCCCACGCAUCUCCUCAUGACGACCCCGCGCUAGGUUCGGCGGGAAAUCCUGAAUCCUGUCACGACUCGCCUCGGCCCCGGUCUAAGCUGCUGUGCAGGUGGAACUCUUGGGAUGACAUGCUUGAUUCGCUGCCACUCCAUGAAGUGCAGAACCUGCAAGAACCCGUGCGGUCACGUCCUAGCGAGUCUCUGACUGCGGAGGGAGACCACGUCCCCAAGGACGGCAAGUCGUCCGCUCAAAGUUUAGCCAAGACAUCAGAAACUAAUCUUGUGAAAUGCUUACGGGAGAAGUUCCAGAGUUUAAGCAGCAGCUCAUGA
Messenger RNA from Nerophis lumbriciformis (worm pipefish), 3951 nucleotides. The record is from RefSeq and is a predicted model, not a curated record. NCBI's taxonomy places the organism in Eukaryota, Metazoa, Chordata, Actinopteri, Syngnathiformes, Syngnathidae.